Durusdinium trenchii is the source of this 5304-nucleotide messenger RNA. The record is from the annotation of a GenBank genome assembly. NCBI's taxonomy places the organism in Eukaryota, Dinophyceae, Suessiales, Symbiodiniaceae.
AUGAGGCUCUGGCAGACCUUCGAUGCCAAUGCCGACGGUGGCAUCUCACGAGAGGAGUUCAGAAAGCAGUUGGCCAAGGUGCAGGCGACGACGUCCACGACGUCAGCUGCAGCGCCAAGCGUCAAAGCAUGCAACGUCUCUGAAGAGAUUUGCUCGAUGGUGGCAGCGAUGCUGCGGCGCGAGGGGAAGACGCAGGACCAGCUCUUUGAUGCAUUGGCCAAUGGCCAGACGGAAGUGGCCUGGUCCGACUUCCGGGCGCUCUUCGCCCAGCUGGAGCCGCACCUGUCGGCAGAGCAGCUGGAGGAGUUGUGGCGUCACUUCGACAAGAACAACGAUGGCGGGGUCUCUCGGGAGGAGUUCCGGCGAGCACUGGGCGCGGUGAGCACCGCUGCCGAAGAUGUGGCGCAGGACGUGUGUUCCCGAGUCAUGGCCGCUUUGGCCCGCGAAGGGAAGUCGGUCUCGGAGCUCUUCGAUGCACUGUCAGCCUCCAGGAGCACGGUGCAGUGGAAGGACUUCGUGGAUUUCUUUCAGGCCUUGGAGCCAAAGCUGACUCGUCCACAGCUGGAGAUGCUUUGGAGAACCUUUGACAAGGACGGUGAUGGCAGUGUCACCAGGGAGGAGUUCCAGCGAGCCUUGCAAUCUGGGUCAGUGAAGACUGAAGAGAAGAAGGCACCCCAGAUCUGCGUGCAGCUUGCGUCGGUCCUCUUCCACCAGGGACAAACGGUGAUGCAGCUCUUCCAAUCGCUGGCCGGCAGCCAGGGCCUGGUGCAUUGGAAUGACUUCCGAGCAUUGUUUGUGCAGCUCGAGCCCUCCUUGUCAGCAAGCGAAUUGGAAUCUUUGUGGAAGGAAUUCGACAAGGACGGUGAUGGCAGCAUCACCAAGGAAGAGUUCUUCGCGGCCAUGGAGCCAGCUGUGCGCCUGGUGGUGGCCAAGCAGUCUGAGGUCAUUGCACGCCUUGCGCUGGCGCUGCAGCGACAAGGCCAAAGUGUGGAUCAACUCUUCAAUGCUUUGGCGACAGAGCAGGGCGUCGUCUCCUGGCCGGACUUCCGAUCGCUCUUCCAGCAGUGGGAGCCAUCUUUGGGAGAAGAGGAUCUUCAUGGUCUUUGGCGCAGCUUUGACAAGGAUGGAGACGGCAGCGUCACGAGAGAAGAGUUCGUGAAGGCUUUGGCACCGUCGAUGGAAGCUGCCCAGGCUCAUACAGACGAGGUGUGCAAGAGGGUGGCGUCGAUGCUCUUCCAGAACGGCCGCACCGUGAACCAGCUCUUUGAUGCUCUUGCAGCUGGUAAGGAGCAGGUGGCCUUCGAUGACUUCCGAAGCCUUUUCCAACAGCUGGAGCCAUCUUUGAGCUUGCCUGACUUGCAAGCACUCUGGCGAUGCUUCGACAAAGAUGGUGAUGGAGGUGUGACUCGUCAGGAGUUCUUGAAGGCCAUGGAGCCGUCCGCGAAGUUGGUGGUCCAGCGGGUCUCAGAAGUUUGCGCUCAAGUGGGGCAUCUGCUGCAGCGCGAAGGCACCACCGUUGAUCAGCUCUUCGAUUCCUUGGCCGACCAUCAGGUCCUUCACUGGGAAGCCUUUGCUGCCUUCUUCCAAGGCAUCUCGUCUUCGCUUUCAGAGCAAGAUUUGCAUGGUCUUUGGCAUAGCUUCGACAAGGAUGGUGAUGGCACCGUGUCACGAGAAGAGUUCGUCAAGGCUUUGGCCCCGUCCAUGCCUGCCAUUGUGCCCUGCCCCGACACAGCGCUGGCCAACGCCCUGUGGCAGGCCAUCGCUGAGGUGGCAACACUACGCGCUGGCAGUGUGCCCAGAGGGAGUGCCGCGCUGCGGAAUUCCAUCCGGGUCCAGCUCGAAGCUUUUGACCUCACGCGCACUGGAUUCAUGGAUCCCAGGACCUUCAGCCAGGCCAUGCGUGCCUAUAGUCCUGCGCUGCCAGAUCCUGUGGUCGAGGUCCUGCGAGGGCAAGUCUGCCAAGAGGAUGGCUUGGUGCCGGUGGAUCGACUUGUCGAUAAGAUCCUCCAGCCACCGGAGCUUCCUCGUCGGGGCUCAGUCGCACCUCCAAAGCCGCCAGAGGAGGAGGCCGGCGGUGCUCUUUGGAGCGCCUUCCGAAGGAUCCGCCCGGCCCUGCACGAGCGAAGCUUGAAAUUGGCCACGGUCUUCCAGCGUAGCUCCGGAUUUCCGGCCUUGGCACUCUGCGUGCUGUGCGCCGUGCUGUGCGGCGCGCGUUUGGCUUUCAUCCCAGAGGUGAGACCAAGUGCAGCCGCAGCAAGCACAGCUGCAGGCAUUGCCACCCUCUCUGCAUGGCCGGCCUGGGCCGUUACUGAAGGCUUUGAGGACGUGGGUGGGUCAACUAAUGGCCUGAAUCUCUCCAAGUUGCAAGUCCGUUGCAUCGCGUCGGCGGGUCGCGGCGUCGUGACGCUGGCGCCGCUCCGCGCCGGCGAGCUGCUCGUGGCGGAAGCAGCGCUGCGGGUGGCUCCAGAAGACCGCUUGGCAGAAGAGUUGCAAGAGCAGCCUUUGGAUGAGAUUGAUUGGCAACGACUCGACUUGAUGUGCGAUGACAGUGAGCUGGAGGAGUUCUCGAAGCCGGUGCCACUUCAUAGCUGGCCAGGUGGAUUCGGCCGGCCGAGAUCAAAGAUCUCUUUGGCGAAGAUGCGUCGAAAAGUGGACCUCAAUGCAUAUCGAUGCUCUCCGCCCGUCAGCGAAUAUGCUUUCACCGAUGAUGGCCAGUCCAACGCAUCCAAGGCUCGAUCUGAGGCCUAUGGGGUCUUCCCCUUGGCAUCACUCUUCAAUCACAGUUGUGCACCGAAUAUGUCCAAAGUCUUGCUGGGCAAGUGGGUGUUUCUCCGCGCAGCUCGGGAGAUUCCACCAGGGGAGGAGCUCACACAAUUCUACUGCGAUAUCCGAAUGCCCGUGGAGAUGCGGCAGAAGGAGCUCUCGGAUUUGUUUGGAUUUUCUUGCAACUGCCCACGAUGUCGCUUUGAACUCCUUUUGGACACUGAGAGUGAAGAAUUUCAGCCCUGGAAACGUCUCUACAGCUGUGCAGUUCCCUUGCUUCAGCAGCGCUUCUCCUCGGAGUUGGAAGGCCUCAUCGCCGACGCGGAGCGCUGUGCGCGCCGUGCGCUGGCCGAACGCUUCAUCGAAGUCACCGAGACAAAUGACAAAGAGCAUGAAGAGAUCCACGAGUCUUGGGCUCUGUGGCCUUUAGUGCCUGCCUUUCAACAGCUCGCUGCACGCUUGCGCUUGGAUGGUCGCUUUGAGGAGAGCUUGGCACUGUGGAGGCGAUCGGAGCGCUUGGUCAAGUCUGUGGUUCCCUUGUCCAACAUCCAUUUGCGCGUUCACUCAGAGAUGCUUUUGACCAGCGAAGCAGAUGCCGAUCUGCGGGAGAACUUGAGCCUUGUGGCCUCAGCCUUUGGUCCCGGCAUAGAGGUCUGGCAAAAGCUCGUGGGAUUUCGAAUGCCACGGCUUUCGAAGAAGGUCAUGGAUACAUCUCCAAAGCCAGACCUUUGUCCCAUCCAUUACGAAUGGGAGGAGACAGAGCAGAACUGGCUUUUAGUUGCUUGGUCGGCGGCGUUUCAACACGCUCAAGACAUUUUUCUCGAUGCUUCCGCAGACGUCCUACUCUUCAACGCACCGAACGCGGUGGAGACGAAGGUCACCACCUUUGGGGCGUCCAUGUUUCUGAGUCCACCAAAGGACUACAACCAGUUGUCGGUGAAGGCCGCCAAGGAGAUCCCCGCACCCGGCAGCUCCAACGGGCCCUCUGAGGCCGUCUCCGUCAUAGGUGGUGCUGGGCUCAUCAUUGUGCUGGCACUGUUUGUCUUCGGUGUUGGCAUCGUGGUGCCCACGAAGGGAAGGCUUUGUGGGCUGAGAAAUGAGCCAACAGACCACUUCACUACGCAAGCACUCUUCAAUGCGAUGAGCCAAAACCCGGAUCUCGGGGCCGCAUUGGAGGCCUCGGAAGAUGCGGAGAAGCACGCCGAGACUCAGCGUCCCGAGCGUCCCGCCUCGCCGACGUCACCGACCUCGCCGAUCUCGCCCACGUCCAACAAGACCAAGGACGGGGCUGUGGCAGGGAAGAGCGUUACAGAGGAAGAAAUCGAACGAUGCAUCGCAGAGGCAGACAAGAACGGGAAUGGAAUCAUUGAAUACAACGAGUUCAUCGAAUGGCUGCAGCAGCCCUGUGGUACAGUGCGAUUGGGAAGUCACGGUUUAGAGUACUUCGACCUGGAGGCUUGUGUCCGCCCUUUGUAUGACGUCUACGACCAAGAUGGAGAUGGCCUGGUUUCGAUGGAAGAGUUCAUCGGAUGCCAAUCGAUCUUGCAGAACUCUCUUGGGCUCAAAAGCAAGGUUUCACUGGAGGAACAGUUUAAGAAGGAGUUCGGGAGGCCAGGGACCACAAGCGUGCCGCUUCUCGAGAGCGAGCCAAAGAAGACCUUCCUGAUGGUCGAUUCGGACAAGAGCCGGAGCAUCAGUUUCAAGGAGUUCCUGGAGUGGCAACGGAAGCAGCUGAUCGCUGCUCGAACCCCGAGCAAAGAGCUGGAAGAGUUGCUGCCAGCACUGGCCAGACAGCUGAAGCGCGUCUUCAAGUUUGAAGAAGAGGAGGAGAUGAAUGCAUGCGAUGGCCGAGUGUUGCAGCGGAUUGUCGACAAUUUGGCCAAGUUCUGCAUCGAGAUUUGGUCAGAAAAAGAGGGAGCCAAGCAGAAGGCGAAGCCCAUGCUGGCCUUGACCGGAAAGGCGCGGCAUUACACGAAUCGCUGGUCGGAGCCGCCCGUGGGGCUUAACACCAAGAAGCUCAAGGCCAAGUACCUGGCCACUGAGUCGUGUAUGACCAGCGGCCGACUCUCCGAGAACAUGGACCUGGAUCUGAUGGUGAUACCAGAAGUGCUAGACGGUGACGAUGAGAAUCCGCGCAACCGUGUUUGGCUCGGCCAAAUCAUCCAGAAGGUGACCAUGCGCGACGGUAAAGUCCGAUCGGAUGAGCCAGUGUACUAUGAAUUCAUUUCCUUGUCCUGGAGCAAGACAGCGGACGCGGUCUUCAAGUUCCAUCGGUCCUACGACGCAAUGCCACCAGAGCUCCGGUUUUUCUCCUUGCUCAAGGCCGAAGCUGACUUCGGAAACAAGCUGACCUGGUCACAGAUCCAGCGGGUCUUUGCUAGGUGCAAAAGCCACGGGAUCCUCACCGCUGCGCAGCAUGCAGAGUACAACAAUGCGAUGGAGCUCCGGGUGCACAAGGCCUUGAAGGAAGAGGAGAGCUUCCUGGGGCACGACGUCUUCUUGUGCAUCGGGAUGGGGGGACCAAGCACUGACUCAGAUUGA